AGGGAAGAAACUGAACAUAAUAUAUGACUGACGCUCAUUUUGUUUUCCGAUUAUUCUUAUAUAUAUACACCAUAGCCUGCUAUGCGUCCAUUGUUCUCGAUUCUACCAAAAGUUUAUUUUAUUUUAUUUUCCUACUCAAAAGUAAAUUAUUAGUAUUUAAUAGUUACAAUAUUGCCCUAAUUUAGUCUUCUAAGAUUACUGUUUAGUUCGUUUAUCAAUUCAAUAACGUACAUUUUGUUUGACCUAUUAACCAUUUUAAGUGUCUUGAUGCAAUUAUGUCUUAUAACAGAGAAAUAUCACCAACUUCGACGAUUUCUUUGGACGAUGACGAAAAAAGCAACAAAGUUGAAAAAAAGGAAUUAACUGACUCUGAUGGUAUGUAACGGAUUUGAAUAUAUCUUGGACUUUUUUCAUAUAAAUUAAAAUGGUUUCUAUUGAAUUCUAGGUGAACGCAAAGAAAAUACUGAGAAACGUAUUGAUAUACAAGAGCAGUGAGAUUUCAUACAUUUGAAUGUCAAAAAUCAAUAUUUAUAUCUAUUUUUAUUUUCAGAGUCUAUCAGGACAAAUUAGCUGCUAUCAAAAAACAACUACAGCAAUUGCGAGAUGGUACACAUGUUGAAUAUGUUAAGCAAUUAAAAUUAUAUGAAUUACAAAAAAAAAACGAGUAAGAUUAUUUUUUUUUAUUAUUAUUUUUAAUUGUGAUUAUAAUGUCGAGUCAUUCUAACACAGAGUACCUCUCAUAUUAUUUUAUGGUUCUUAAAUUAAUCUUUGAUAAUACUAGUAGCAUCAAUUUCUUUUUACCUAAUUGCGGAAGGAUAGUUAUAUGUUAUGGUAAACGGUAAAAGACUUACAGCUAUAUGUGAAAUGGUUUAGGUUUUGGACUAGAGCUCUGCAUGACCCGAUGCAUUUAAUAAUAAUUAAUGUACCUAUAAUGUUCAUGUGUUAUUAAGUAUUUUAUUUUCAUUUAUUAUGGCAAGUCUUUGUAAUUGGGCUCAGUGGCGUAUCCAAGAGGAGGGUUAAGGGGUUGUAACCUCCCUUGAAAUGUCUUUGAAAAAAAAAAAAAAUACUAAUAGUUUGAAAAAAUAAUAAAGUGUUAUUACACUUAACAGUUUACUCAAAUAAUACAAAUUAAUAAUAUACAAGUCUAGUCCAGUGUAGUGUGUGUAUCAUAGUAGGUAGCUCUAUGGUUAUCGGUUAUCACUUUUGAUUAUCUAAUAAGACAAAGUAUUUUGCAAUUGUUAAUAGAAGAAAUAUUUUUAUAUUAUUUGAAGACCUUCAACCAGCCAUUUUACAUGCAUUAGAUAAAAUUACACUUUGGACAGAUUCUGACACUUCUAGUUCUGCAAGUCAUCUUACUGCGAUAAAACAGUUAACAUUUUAAACAGCUUUAUCUAUUUUCUAUAAGUUUUCCACUUAGCUGAUAUCUUCAAACAUUAAAUAUUGAUUUAAAAACUGUACUAGAAGCUGCUAAUGUUCAAAAUAAUAUUAAGCAUGUCAGAGAAAAUUGCAAUGUAGAGUUUCAACAAUCAUUUUUAUCCGUAAUAACUGUCUGUGAAAAAUUUGAUAUUACUGUUAGUUUGUUACAUGAAUCUAAAUCAAAAAAUCCAGAAUAUUUUUUCAAGUAUUCAGACCUUUUAUAGAUAAUUGUUUAGACCAAUUGACCAAGAGAUUUAUAUCGCACUCGAUUGUUUUGAAUGAUUUUGAUUGUAUUUUAAGUAAGAUAGAAAUGAAAAUAUCUGAAGAUAUUAAAGAUAAAUUCAAACAAAUAGUAGAAACAUAUCGAGAUAUAAUUGAUGAAUGUAACAAUUCAAAUUUAAAUGAUCAUAUAUUAAAAAGGAGAAAUAGAUUUUUGGUACACUAAAUAUUCAAAUUUAACAUCUUCUGAACUCAAGAACAAAAAUACUAUUGAAGUAUACUUCUAAUUUAGUCCAGAUGUUUAUCUAGUAAUAUCUAAGCUAAUCCCGUUUAUAUAUAUAUAUAAAUAAAUGAAUUUGAAAUAAUCAAAUCAAUAUGUAUUGUGUAUAUUGUGUAUUUAAAUACAGCUGUAAGUCACAUAUUAUACAAUCUUUUCCUCCAUAUUAUUAAUUUUUGUUUGUCCAAAAAUAUUUCAGUUAAUAAUAUAAAAGCCCAGCUCAGCCUACCCCAUACUUUGAUAUGAAAAACCCAAUCCAUAAAAAGCUCUUUAGUAUUCUAAAUUUUGAAACCUGAACCUUCCUAUACUUAAUUUAAAAAGUAAAGCCCACUUGGACCCAUUCACUUGUGAGGAAUAUAAGGCCUGGUCCGAUCAAGUCAGGGUUGGGUCAGCCCGACCCAUGCAGAAUUCUAUUAUGGACUUAGUGAUUUUUGAUUUUGUUUAUGUGAGUGCUACUUUUCAAAGAAUAAGAAAUAAUGACGAUUUAAGAAUUAGCUUUUAUUGACUUUAAAUUUCCUCUUCCAGCAAUGAAUGUUCACUAAAUUACCAUAACAGAUAGUAGUAGAACGCAUAACAUUUGUGAAGUGUUGAACAAUAUGUUUAGUCAUUUAAUUGCAUACCAUAACACCACACCGACAUCUACUGUCUCUAUUUUACAAACGCGUAGCAAAUUUGCAUUCAGUAGGACACAUUUUGUGCCGUUAGUCUUAAUAUUAAAGCAAAUUGACCUAUUAACAAUAUUAAAGGUAAGAAGAUUGCAUGUGCUCUAGCAUUGAUGAUUUUUCAAUAUUUUAAAUGAGAUAUGAGUAAUUUAAAUAUCAUAAUUUAAGAAUGAUUAUAUCUUACUUAAAAAUUAAAUUAUCGAAAAAAUAUCAAUGCUUUGGCAUGUUUAAUCUUCUUACCUUUAAGUUAAAGACUUAGUUAAAAACAAACCAACCGAACAGUCUCUGGUUGUAAUCUCAUUAAUGAAUUUUACAAAACUUAACACAACAAUAUAUUUUGUGUAUACUUUAAUAGAAAGUUAAUUGUAUAACUUUUAUCUUGUCAUCUUAGAGGUUAGGUUAAGCAGAGUUGGACAAGAUACUAAAAAAAAGUAUCUUGAUAAAUGAUUUUAUAAAAUAUAUUAAUUUUAUAUAUUCUACAUAUUUCAAAAAUGGAUAAGAUAAAAUUAUGAACAUAUCAGGAGUUGGGAGUGUUUUUUUAAAUACAUUUCUUCAUAUAAUCAGAAUUCCUAACGAAAUUUCUUAUGACAUUAUCAUUUGUAUAUGCUAAUUAGUUUAUAUUUGUUAACAUCUGUGUCAAUUCAGUCACAAACGCUGAAAAUUAUUUUUCUUUAUUAUUUUAUGGCGUCACCACUGAUAUCACUUUAAAAAAAAAAUUAAAACAUACAGUUAAUUAUUAUAUUAUUACCUAUUCGUGUAGAUUAUUGAUGAACAGUUAUUGGAGAGAUAGUAUAGCUGAAUCUAUUGAAUUGGAAUUCACCAGAGAACGACGUCUUACUCACAAAGAUUUUGAUGAUCGCAAAGCUGAACUCAGUGAGUCACUUAUAUCAGAGUUAAACGAGAGGAAAAAGAUGAUCGAAAAUGAUUAUCUAAACAUGGAACUUGGUAUGGAGUUUUCAUAUAUAUAUAUAUAUAUUAAAAUAAAUUUAGUGCAUGAUAUUAUUUGUUUUAUAACCCAUUAUUUGUCACAUUGUGUGCAUAUUAUUCACAUUUUUUCAUGUUAAUAUCAAAUACACAUAUGUUAAACUAUGAACUAUGAUAAAAUUUUAAAGUUGCAGCCAAUUACUUAUUAACACCAAUACAUACUAUCUAUGUCCAUAUUUGAUAAUUUCUUAAAAAUAAUAAUACAUUUUAUAAAUAUGCUUACUGCAUUAAAGAAAUUUAUUUGACUUAUGACCUAUGCUCUACAAUAAAUCAUUUAUAUUUUUAUAUAAUUGUUAUUAUUUUUAGUUACAGAGUCUUCAGAUCAUAAACCUGCUAUGACAAGAAAAUUAAGAAGAAGACCAAAUGAUCCUGUAGUUCCGACUCCACAAGAAAAACGCCGCAAGCCACCACCAGUAUCAAAUAUUUGUUAUAUGUUAAACGAAAAUGAAAUUGAACAAGAUUUAAAGAUUAUUCAGGAUUCUUACAAUUCCAUACCACUUAAUGUUCCUACUCCAGCAACUUCAACAGCCAAAACACGCGAUACAGUGAAUUCUGCAACAAUUAGGAAACCAGGCAAGUCAUAAUAUUAUAUACAAUACAAUAUACAUGGGUCCAAUUCUAAUUUAUUGGUUUUGCUUUCACUAUUAGCAACUGAUCACAAAAUCUUCAAGUCUAGUUUGAUAUGUAAAAUGUAUUAUGUUAAUAGUUUUAUAGUUUUAAUAGUGGUUAUUUACUGGUUAAUUUGUUUUUUAUAAUAAAAAGUAUACACUUCUUUUACCUAGAUUUUAUAUUUUCUAUACACUAGUAGAUUUGACACUUAGACAUUUGAUGGUAUGAUUGGUAUGAGUAAUGUAUUCAUAAGUGUGUACAAACCUUAAUGGCAAGGGGGGGGGAGUUAGAAUUUUGUUUUGUUAAUAUCACCAGUGCCUGCUAAAAUAUUUUUCAGUAGAAGUGGGAACCAAAUAGGUUUACUUUAUUAAUAUAACAUUUUUCAAUCAUUAUCAUAUGUAUAAUAUAUUACAUUAAUAUGAAUAAGAUUGAUUAUUUUAAUAUAUAAUAUAAUUUAUCUAAUAUUAUUUAUUACUGCAUGUACCUAUUACAAAAUACAAAAUAAUAAUAAUAAUACAAAUAUCACACUUUGCUUUAUACUUAUAUUCUUAUUUUUAAAAUAUAAUAAAUUGUUAUUAACAUAAAAACAAUAAUUAAUAAUAAUGAACUGAAUCAUUUUGUCCAUAUCACAGAUUUGUAGUAAAUUGUUAUCAUAUUUAUAUCAGUCACGAACUUUCAAACACAAUUGCCCAAAUAAUGACUAGGUACCUAAAUAAAUAAAGUAAAAUAUUAUUUUUGGAUAAAAAUUCAGCCUGCAUGGAGGACGGCUGCCUACCUUACCCUCCACGUGUUCAUGUUUUUAAGUGUCCUUAUCAAAAGUAUACAAUUUUUAUGCAAAUGUAUAUAAAUAUUGAAUCUUAUUAGUACUUUUACAUACUUGUGUAAUAUUUACAUUGAAUUAGUGUGGUAAAUGUGUUUGUUUUAAUCAUAUUUAUUCAGGGUUUCUUACAAGUGCAAGUUCAUCAACUGGUAGUAUGAGUCCUAAAAAAACUCAGAAUUCAGAUACCGAAGGAUCAUCAACAAUUCCUGACACAAGAAUCGAAGAUGGAAAGCUUUUGUUUGAAAAACGAUGGUAUCACCGUGGACAAACAGUUUUUGUUGAAGGAAAACAAAUAGUGAAAUUCCCAGCAGUCAUAUCUGCCAUUGGAAAUGAAACUGUAAGUGAUUUAUUUAUUAUAAUUUUGUACUUUGGAAAAAAAAUGGUGUGAUACAUUCUUUUUUUUAACAGAUUUGGGUGAAGAAAACAUCAGAUAACAGUAAGUUUCGUAUUAAUUUGUCUUAUUUGUCAAAAGGAAAAAUGUCUAUCAAACGCAGAGCUGCUGUUUAAACAAUUUUUACUUAGUAUAGAAAUUUUUUUAAAUACUUAUUUAAGUUAAAAUUAUCUUAAAUUUAUCUUAUAUUGAUAUUUCUUGAUAUUAGUUUUUUUUAAAUUGUCAUUUCAUUUACAAUUGUCACUAGUACAUUAGUACUUAAGUUUAAGACUUCAUCAUUUUAAGGAACACAUUAAUAGUAUAUAUGAUUAAAGACUUAAAAAAUUAGUAUUUGCACAUAUUAUUUUUAUUUUUAUCUGCUUAUGUUUACAAUAUCUAAAAAACAAAUAUAAAAUUGUUUUUAGAUACUUAUCUUAAUUUAUUAUAAUAUUAAAAGUUUUUAUUCAAUUAUAUCUUAUUUCUACUACUAAAAUUCUU
Cinara cedri is the source of this 5855-nucleotide messenger RNA. NCBI's taxonomy places the organism in Eukaryota, Metazoa, Arthropoda, Insecta, Hemiptera, Aphididae. The record is from the annotation of a GenBank genome assembly.